Messenger RNA from Hermetia illucens (black soldier fly), 1601 nucleotides. Its product is annotated as serine protease inhibitor 42Dd-like. Bases 84 to 1415 code for a protein of 443 amino acids. The record is from RefSeq and is a predicted model, not a curated record. Lineage: Eukaryota; Metazoa; Arthropoda; Insecta; Diptera; Stratiomyidae. Gene Ontology annotation, molecular function: serine-type endopeptidase inhibitor activity. The transcript has 5 exons.
UGAAAAAGUAAUAAAUUUGUCAAUAUAAAUAAUAUAUACGUAUUUAUAUUAACACUUCACACUCAUCAGCGAACUACUGCAAGAUGGCAAACUCAGAGAAACAGGACGGUCCAUCCAGCGUAUUCAACCGAAAAGCCAUUGAGUUUGGUUUGGAUAUCUAUGCAGCUUUAGCCAAAGACGAUGAACAUCGAACCAUGAAUACUUUAAUUGCACCUUUAGCCAUCCAUUUCGGAUUAGGCAUUCUUUACAUGGGUGCAGCUGGAAGAACCGCAAAAGAAUUCCAAAAAUGUCUCCGUCUCAGUGGCACUAAACAACAAGUAGCGAAGAAAUUUUGGAGGGUUAUCUGCAAAUACAUGGAUAAUAGGAAUACAUGCGUUAAAAGCGCUGUAUUCAUGCGGGACGAUAUCACAGUAGACCCAAAGACAGACCUUCUGAUCAAAAAAUACUUCAAAACAGAAGUACAACCGAUUGACUGUAAGAGUCCAACGUUCAUGGCAGGAAAAAUAAAUAAAUGGGCUUGUCAAGGGACGAACCAGCAAAUAUCAGAAGUCAUUCACCAGGAUCAUAUGAACACUGAUUGCUCAAUGUUGCUUACAUGUGUAACCAUCAUCCAAAGAAGUUGGAAGAAGCCGUUCAGUCCAACUGGAAACUACACCUUUUGGCUGAACAACACUAAUACAAGAGAAGUUCCGAUGAUGAUCGCAAAUGACAUAGACCUUAGAUACUAUGAAUCGACAGAACUAGACUGUAUCGUUUUAGAUAUUCCUUUUGAUGACGGGGACCUCUCCAUGUUAAUUCUUUAUCCUAACGCUAUAACCGGGAUCGACUUGGUGGAAUACCAGUUGCAAGAAUUAGACCUUAUUAAAUUACGAAGAAACACGAUGGACUACAAGACAUCAGUGCUUAUGCCUAAAUUCAGACUAGAGGGUGAUAUGCUUUUAAACGAAAUCUUAAACGAUUGUGGAAUUCACGCAGCAUUUUCUGAAAACCAGGCGGACUUCUCACAAUUCUCGAAUAGCCCUCUUUUCGCCACGGAGAUACUUUUUCGGGCUAUUGUAGAUGUACGCGAAGGCGGUUUAUGUACAACAAGAGAGGAGGGUGACAAAUAUCAUUUUGAUUCAGAUCUUAUCAAAGUGGACCACCCAUUCUUAUUUGCAAUAAUGUCAAAGAAACAUCGUCUUUUUCUCUUCGGAGCAGUACGAGAUCCUGCGAUAAAAACCACUCUUUCUACCAUGUCGUCACCUGCUUUGAAUGUAAAUAAUGAAGACAUCAACGAGUUGAAAGAAACCUCGAAUGAAAUUGAUGAAAACAGAGAUGCUGCUGGAGACAACUCCUCGAGUCACAUCCCAGAUAAACCACAACAAAACGACACCAUGUUGAAAUCCGAAGGAUACGAUCAAGAUCUGCUCGACUAAAUUUUACAGAGAAGAAAACAUUCCCACUAACCAAGAGGAGGAGGGGCCAGCUUGCACGUAAUAGUUUUCAAUCAAAAAAAUAUACGACUUUAAAAUGGUAGAGAAAAAGGCAGAUGGUCCGACAACAAAACGUCACCGAAAAGCGCUAGAUUUUGGCCUUUGCUUGUUCAACGGUUUAACGGAACA